Messenger RNA from Aegilops tauschii subsp. strangulata, 1993 nucleotides. Lineage: Eukaryota; Viridiplantae; Streptophyta; Magnoliopsida; Poales; Poaceae. The record is from RefSeq and is a predicted model, not a curated record.
UUUGAUAGAGUAUGAUACCAUGGAGGAAGGAUACAACAAGGGUUACUCCAUUAUUGAGUACUUGAAGGACGUGUGCUUGUUGGAAACCGGCUACUUGGAAGAUAGUGAGGUGAGAGUACAUGACAUUAUCCGAGACAUGUCACUGUGGAUAUCUUCUGAUUGCAGUAAAGAGCACAUGAAAUGGAUUGUUCAAGCCGGGCUAGGACUUUAUAACAUUUCUAAUACGGACAUCAAAACAUUUAGGUCAGCCAGAAAGAUAUCUCUAAUGUGCAAUUACAUCACUGAACUUCCUCCGGCCUUGAACUGUCCAAACCUCCAGUUUCUGUCACUACAACAGAAUUUUCGGCUCAAGGCCAUACCCCCUUCUUUUUUGAAGAGCAUAUUAUCUGUGACCUACUUGGAUUUGUCCUGGGUUCCCAUCAAGGAACUUCCAGAAGAAAUUGGCAUACUGGUUGAACUCCAGUAUCUCACGCUGAAGCAAACACACAUUAGAUUAUUGCCUAUUGCUAUCGGGUUACUAAGAAAGUUAAAGUUCUUGGACAUCAGCUAUAUGGAUUUCUUAGAGAAGAUACCCUAUGGUGUUUUUACAAAUUUGUCAAUGCUACAGGCCUUAAACCUAUAUGGUAGCAGGUAUGCGGGCCACAAAGCAGAUUUUGAUCCAGCAAACCACAUGGAUUAUGAUGAGUUUAGAGUCGAAGAAUUACCUUGCUUAAGUCUAGGAAUAACAGCAAAGAGAGUGAGUACUCUGCAGAGGCUUUUUGAUGUACCUGGAGUCCACUUGAGAUGCCUUGGUUUAUAUGAAUUGAAUGGAGAGAGAUCUCUUACUCUCACCUUAACAGAAAGUAUUUUUGUUCUGAAUGUAAUGGGCUAUUCUGAUUUAGAGGACUUCUGCAUUAUGAACAAGCCGCAAUGUUAUGGAGACCAUCUUUCGAGGCUGGAGUUCCUGACCUUUUGGGAUCUUCCUCGACUUGAGAAGAUUAGUAUGGAGCAUCUUCAGAACCUUCGUGUCCUUACGGUGGGGAGAACUUAUCAACUGGUAGACCUGACCUGCAUUUUAAAGCUACCAUAUCUGGAGCAUUUGAAUGUGUCUUGCUGUGAUAAAUGAAGCAGUUGGUUGAUAUACAGAAUGUUAUUGACACGGAAGGAAGAUAUCAAGUACCGAUUCAAGCAUUUCGGCAACUAAGAAUUUUGCAAUUAAAUUCGUUGCAAAGCUUGGAUAGAUUAUGUAAUUCUAAAUUGGAUUUUCCUUCUUUGGAAUACAUUGAUGUGUUUGCUUGCCCACGAAUGAAGAAACUACCUUUUGGGCAAAUGGGUAAACUGAAGAGCAUCAGAGGGGAGCAAACAUGGUGGGAUAAUCUCGAGUGGGAUGACGAAAGCAGUUUCUUGCCAUUGUUGCCAUUUUUUAAAUCAUCAGAAAUUUGCUCGGCAUCCUUUAGGCCAGAGUUAGAUGCUACUGUGAUAUCCUCCUCGCCGAAAGCUUUCUUCACCAAGAGGCAGCCCAUCUUGAAUUCGUCAGUACGAUUCACAUCCUAUCCACAAACAAUUUUUGAAACAGAGGAAUUCGAUGGGCAUAUGAAGAUGGAAUAGUUUCACCACUAUCAUCUAUCAAUACUUCUCCAGAACCACACAUUGUCUUUCAUUAGCUGCUCAAGUGUUUACCGCCUUGUGUGCUCUUGGGGUCACCUUCGGCGACGUUGCGAGCGUGCGAUCGACUACACCUUCGGAACCCGACUUAUCAACAGGCAAGGACUAUGCAUUACUUAUGAUCCAUUCUAUUAUAACCAGCGGUUUGCAUGCUAGUAUAGGCUAGCUUCGAUGUUUGAUCCUACCACAUGUUUACAACCUCCUUCAAACCAAUACAGCCAUGUCCCUUCCCAGCAAACCAUGUACUGCUAUGUUACUAUUGCUCGUUGCUCAGCCCCUGCUUAGUAUGCAUGCUUAGGAUGCUACGAAUGUUACCUCCUGUUACUCCUUGGUUUUGGGAUAUCACAUU